AUGUCAGCAAUUCAUCUGCAAUUGACGAGGAAACCUGAGGAAGCUUUAGCUCGCAGUGUCGUCAACUCCUCAAUUGUUAUCACUUUCGAAUGGCCAUUCUCAUUUGCCGCUCCGAUUCGUUGGUUCGUCCAAUCUAGGCCCAGUCAAGCAGUUGAUGAGUUGGAACGAGAUCCGAUCACUGUCCACUGGUUGGUGGUUGAGUCUCGAUUACUCAAGUACGUAGCUGUCAUGCUAGCAGACAGCUUGAUUAGUUCCAGAAAAAGCCCGAAACAUGAUCUCGCAAAUUCUAGAAUCUUAGGAUACUUGUCACAAAGCUCGGACGACUCGACAAAGUGGGAGACGCAAGAUAGCAGGGACAAAACAGGGCAUGCCACGUUUAGACAACAAACACAAGCAGCCGCCUCCAUACCAAGCGCUCCGCUUACGCACAAACAAAUUCUCGGUCAACACCCCAAAACAAUCGCCGCCCGGCAAUCUGAAUGGCCUGAAGGGAAGGAACCUGGAAGCAACCUAGAACGCUCCAACGACAACCCUGGAUUGACCCCACCUGAGACGCUUAAGUAA
Molecule: messenger RNA, 564 nt
Organism: Colletotrichum lupini
Lineage: Eukaryota; Fungi; Ascomycota; Sordariomycetes; Glomerellales; Glomerellaceae
Exons: 3
Coding region: 1-564 (187 amino acids)
Source: RefSeq, a predicted model, not a curated record